This is a messenger RNA of Argiope bruennichi, 5235 nucleotides long. It is a transcript of the gene Osbp, whose product is annotated as oxysterol-binding protein 1-like. Gene Ontology annotation, molecular function: sterol binding. NCBI's taxonomy places the organism in Eukaryota, Metazoa, Arthropoda, Arachnida, Araneae, Araneidae. The record is from RefSeq and is a predicted model, not a curated record. Bases 166 to 2487 code for a protein of 773 amino acids. The transcript has 13 exons. Gene Ontology annotation, cellular component: intracellular membrane-bounded organelle; cytosol; membrane.
AGAAAGGGAUAUGUAACGUAGUGUUUGUGUUGCAUUGAUGUGGUAUUCGGUUUCAGUGUUUAUUGUAAUGAUUAUUUCUUUAAAGAACUGCUAAAUUUGUAGCAUCAUAGAAAAAUUAGUAAUGAUGAAUUUAGUACUUAAUUUUUUUUAAGUUGAAUCCCUGAAAUGGCUGAAACUAAAUCUGCACCAGAGCCCGAAAUGAAGGGUUGGCUAUAUAAGUGGACAAACUAUUUAAAAGGUUAUCAAAAGCGUUGGUUUGUUCUUUAUAAUGGCCUUUUGUCUUAUUAUAGAAAUCCCAAUGAAGUUGCUCAUACUUGUCGUGGUACUAUCAACUUAGUAAGUGCUGUGAUUCAUACAGUGGAUUCUAGCAACUUUGUGAUUUCCAAUGGAGGUACCCAAACAUUCCAUCUGAAAGCUUCAAAUGAAAUUGAACGCCAGCGUUGGGUAACUGCUCUGGAACUUGCCAAAGCUAGAGCAAUCCGAAUGACAGAAUCUGAUGAAGAUGAAGAUUAUAGUUUGCUACCUGCUCAGACUGACAAAAAUGAACUUCAGGGUGUUUUGAAGACGCUAAAUGCUAAAUUAGAAGACCUAAGCACAUGCAAUGACCUUAUUCUCAAGCAUGGGUUUGCCUUACAGCGAUCCCUAUCAGAAAUAGAAAAUCUUGAAACUGUGCCUGAUGCUGUAAACAAGAUACGAAGUGUGAAUGAAAGAGCUACACUGUUUCGUAUCACAUCUAAUGCUAUGAUUAAUGCAUGCCAGGAUUAUCUUCAGCUUGCUCAAACUCAAGGUCGUAAGUGGAUGAAAAUGGUUCAGCAUGAACAUGAGCAGCGUCUACGUCUUGAAGAGAUGGUUGAACAACUAGCCAAGCAACAUUCCCAUUUGGAACGGGCAGCCAAAGAAGCAUCUGCUAAUUCACCCGGUAUGCAUUCUGAUGAUGAUGAAUUCUAUGAUGCUGAAGAGGAGACAGGAUCUGAUUUUGUCAUUACCAUUCCUGGAAAAGUCCACAGGAGAACUCCGAGUGGUUUCAGCUUGCAAAGUGAGGGUCAAGAUUUGGAUGGUGGAGCUUCCUCUGAUACUGAUGCUGAGAGUAGUAAUAUAAACAAAGGCGAAGAUAUGAUAGCUCGCCGAAAGAAAAGAAACAGGGGUCAGGUACAUUCAGUUUGUGUUACCAACCAUUGUGAAGACAAUGAAUCAGAUUCUGAACGUAAAGCUUCCAGUGCAUCGGAGUCUCCUACACACUCCACAAAUAUUGAAAAAGACAAUAAGAGUCUGGUUCCUGUAAAGAAAAGAAGACUAACAGUGCCUGAGAAACCUAAUUAUAGUCUUAACUUAUGGUCAAUUAUGAAGAAUUGUAUUGGUAAAGAACUUACCAAGAUUCCUAUGCCUGUUAAUUUUAAUGAACCUUUGUCAACAUUACAACGAUUGACUGAAGAAUAUGAGUAUUCUGAUCUUUUGGAUAAGGCUGCUCAAUGUUCUGACAGCUGUGAACAGAUGACAUAUGUGGCUGCCUAUACAGUGUCUGCAUAUGCAACAACUAGUAAUCGUACUGGAAAGCCUUUCAAUCCUCUUUUAGGUGAAACUUAUGAAUGUGAUCGUACAGAUGAUUACGGAUGGCGCUGCCUCUCUGAACAGGUAAGCCAUCAUCCACCUAUGCUUGCUCAGCACUGUGAAGGCCGUGGCUGGAUAUGCUGGCAAGAAUUCACCAUGUCUAGCAAGUUCCGUGGUAAAUAUCUACAGAUCAUUCCUCUUGGUAUUGCCCACCUUCUAUUUCCUGCAUCAGGCAACCACUAUACAUGGCGUAAGGUUACAACUUUUGUACACAAUAUAAUUGUGGGUAGACUAUGGGUAGACCAUCAUGGAGAGAUGGAGAUAGUAAAUCACCAUACUGAAGACAAGUGUCACCUCAGGUUCAUACCUUACAGCUAUUUCUCAAGGGAGGUUCCUCGAAAGGUUACUGGUGUUGUGACAGAUCAUGAAGGAAAUGCAAAAUUUGUUCUCCAAGGCACAUGGGAUAACAAAAUGGAGUCUGCACGUGUCCUUAAUAGUCACGGAUCUGUCAAGGGAAAACCUCUCCUGGAAACUUCCUCGCCCAAAACCAUAUGGAGAAGACAAUUCCCUGGGCCUGAAUAUGAAAAAAUGUACAAUUUCACUGUGCUUGCUUGUCAGUUGAAUGAACCAGAAGAAGGAGUUGCUCCUACGGAUAGCAGGCUGCGUCCUGACCAGCGACUAAUGGAAGAUGGAGCAUGGGAUGAAGCAAACAGAAUAAAGGUUCAAUUAGAAGAAAAACAGAGACAGGUACGAAGAAAAAGGGAAGAAGAAGCUGAACAGGCAGCAUCAGAAGGUCGGCCAUAUCAAGGCUAUGAACCAAUCUGGUUCACUAAAGAGACAGAUGAAAUAACAGGCAAUCCUGUUCACAAAUUCAAAGGAGAGUACUGGAAAUGCAAGGAGGAUCAGGAUUGGUCUAGAUGUCCUGACAUAUAUUUGUGAUAAUUGUUAAAAAUUUUUUUAGAUCAAACUCUACUUGUAUUUUGAAGAGAAUGGUAUUCAAAUGCAGAUCUAUAUAUACAUAAAGGGACAAUGAUGUAUAUAUCUACCUUAUCUUUCAUUGCUAUGCUUAGAAUAUAAUCAAUUGAGUAUACUAUUUUGAUUCCCCCUUCCCCUGCCUGGCUAAAGUGCUUUCUUACUAGAUCAGCGAUUCUUAACCUUUUAACUCUUGCAGAUUUUGUCCAAAUCCUUUCAUUGCAUUUUGUAUGAAAGAUGUAUAGUUCAUUUUCUUAGCUUAAUAAAUGUUGGUAUAACAAUGCUAACAAUAUCUACUAUCUGUCUGUGAAAGCUAAUCAUUUAUAGGAAUGGUUGGCUUCAUAAAAUUUGGGGGUUUCUCAAACAUUCUCAUGCUAUGGAAUACUAUUUUAGGUUAGCUAUUUAGUUUUUUGGCAUUCAUUCUUCAUUUCUGUGAAGAACAGAAUGACAGCAUGUAUUGAAUCUAUUAAGAUGCAAAUUAAAUGUUCCUUCUUGGAAGAGAAUCAAUAAUGUUUCUGCCUACAUUUGGCUCCUGAUGAGUCGAAAUCAAUGUUUUUAUCAUCUGUCUAGUCUAGAAAUACAAGUCUGUGUGAUGUAGUAUGAAUCUACUUGUUUUUGAGUCUUUUUCGCUGACAUACUGCUAAUGUUAUGCAUUUGUACAGAACAAUAGUACAUUGUAAUUAUUAAAGAAAAUAGAGAUUUUAGGCCCCAGAGAGCCAAAUAAUAUUGGAUCGUUUUUAAUGUGCAUUUUAAUAGAUCCAUAAACUUUUUUUAUUAGUAUUUUUUAUAUGAAAUUUGCUCUGUUGUAAAAUUAUUGUGACUUCCAUUAUUCAUAUAUUUUCAUAUAAAAAUUCUUUAUUAAAAACACAGUAAACAUGUAUAUUCACAGUUCCUUAAAUGUGUUAGAAUUUCUAAUGUAAAUGUAUCAUUUACAGAAUUGCGGGUGUAUUUUGUUCUGCUGGGAAACAUUUUAAGACUACUGUUGCAUUUGAAUAACAAUCAUUAGUUAGAUCAGGAGAACUAUAAGGAAAGAAUCGCUGUCCUAGAUGCAUUGCUAAAGAGGUUUCUAUUCUUCUAAGUCCUUGUACAUAUGGAAUGAAAGGAAGUGCUUUUUGAAUCAAAACUAGCUUAAAUAAUUAUGAGUAGUUAAAAGCUAAUCUAUAAUUGCAGUUAAUCUUUUUGUUAUUUUAGUUUUAAUUUCCAAAUUUCUUUCAAUUGAUUAGCUAUUGUUUAAGUUUGUAUGUGCAUUUCUGCAAUAUCUGCCAAAAAUGAAUUCCAUCUGACGAUUUUAUUUGAAUUGUGAUGUUAUUUAACUGUGUUAAUAACUUCUAGCCUUGAAAUAGAUUAUAUAUAAUGUUUGCAUUUGAUCAUAUUUUAUUUGUCAAUAUUGGAAGCUGUGCUUCCUUAAAUAUUUUUUUUUCUUUCUUUCCUUCUUUUUAAAUCAUAUUGUGUAGAUACAUUUUCUUUUCUGUAGUAGUAUGGUGGUAAAAGAAAACAUUUAUUCUAUUGAUAUGUGAUAAUUUGUUUAAAAACUAGUAAAUAUCUCUUUGUGUGCUGUAAAUUGAUAUUAAAAGAAAUUAUAUUUUAUUAUCAUUUUUUGAAGUUUUUGAGUAGUUUUAAAAUGAUUAUUGAAGAUAAAAACUAUUUGUUACUUUCUGUCAUUAAAUUAAUUUAAAGCUGUUAAAGAAGAAAAAUUCGUUAAUUUUCUGUUUUGAAUUUUGAUUACUUAUUGAUGUACUAUUUGGAUAGUUUAUUGAAAAUUUAGAAUUAUUUAUUCUUAUUUUCAUACUGGAGGCUCCACACAAAUUUGUGUGGUGUGAUGGUCAAGUUUGCUCAAAUCAUUUAAUGAAGAGAUGCUUUAUGAGGAAUCUCCAUAUUAUGUCUUUGGAAUAACUUUUAUAAAUAUAUAAUAUUAGACUAUGAUUUUGUUGGACUUUUAAUUGACAGUUCUUAUAUCAUUAAUUUUUAAGAAUAUUAAGUGUCCUCAAUAUAAUUAUUUUGACAAUUUUUCUGAAAAAACGGUUGAUGAAUUUAUAUUAGUAAAGAAUUAAUUUUAAUUUUUCAUUUUUUAAAAUCAUUGUGUAACCUGUAAGUCUCAUGCCAUUGAAUAUUAUCUUUUGGGAAAAGUGAGUGAAAUAUUGUAUGUUCUUAGUUCAAUUGUUUGAUGUUUAUAAGUGCAAUUAUGGUUGGUUUAAAGGUUCCUUUUUGACUGAAGGAAGACGAUUUUCAAAAUUAGAUUUUUAGUUCAUUGUUACUACAAAUGCAUGAAAUUUUAUUUAAAAUAGCAAGUUUUGAACAAAGUGAGACUUUUUAUAUAUAUUAAAGUUUUAAUUUCUCUCAUCAAGGUAUGUUUAUAAGAAUGAUUUAUUUCAUGUAAAAUUAAAUUUGAAUCCCUAUUAAAUAUUCCAUAAAAAUAGCUCCUUGUGGUUGCAUUUCUUUUAUCCUCUUUUUUUUUUUUUUUUUUUUUUUGCACAAACAUUUUCACUAAAAACAUUAAAAAUAUUUGCUAUAAUUAAAGAAUACUAAUAUAUGUUGUGCGUGUUUUUUGUGAAAAUGUUACCAUAUAGCUAAACAGUGUGCUUAAAAUGAUCCACACUUUGUGAAUUUCAGCAUGAUUUAUGUGCUAAAGAUGUAUUUUGUCUGUAAUUGCACAUUUUCUUUUUCUUUUUAUGUGUUAUGUUUUGAUUCAAAAUAAAUAUAAUUUUAUUGUUGAAA